Messenger RNA from Callorhinchus milii (elephant shark), 2212 nucleotides. RefSeq names its product leucine-rich repeat-containing protein 15-like. The transcript has a single exon. Gene Ontology annotation, molecular function: protein binding. Lineage: Eukaryota; Metazoa; Chordata; Chondrichthyes; Chimaeriformes; Callorhinchidae. The record is from RefSeq and is a predicted model, not a curated record. The coding region runs from base 23 to 2095 and encodes 690 amino acids.
UCAUUAGAACUUGGGGCAGAAAAUGAGGAGACAGUUGGUGUCUUUUGCCCCUCUGGGGGUCAUUUUGAGUUUGGUGAAGCUGAUGUCACAGCAAGAGAGCUGUGCCCCCCACUGUGACUGCCCUAACCCUCCCCAGGGGGUGGUGAGGUGUCAUGCGCAGCAGCUGAGGACAAGCCCUUGGAAAUUCCCCUCCAACAUCCAACACCUGAACCUUGAAAACAACAACAUCUCCAUCAUCUCCCAGCAAGACCUCUCUGGCCUGGGGCAGGCGGGAACUGGUCUACACAGCCUGGAUCUCAGCCACAACCACUUGACCUCGGUGCCAACCCUCGCCUUGACCACUUUGACCCACCUCAAGAGCCUUCACCUCAACGACAAUCACAUCUCCUCGCUGCUUCCAGGGAGCUUUGCCAACCUCAGCCGUCAUCUUGAGGAACUCCAUCUGAGCAGCAAUCGUGUCCAUCUGCUGAGUCCCAAUGCCUUUGCCGGCCUUGCCCGUCUGCAGACCCUCACGUUGGGCAGGAACCAAAUUGAUGUCCUGGUCCCUGGGGCCUUCGAUGGCCUGGAGCACCUAGUGUCAUUGAAGCUUGACAACAACCACAUCUCCUCCAUCCAACCCGGGGCCUUCAGAGCCUUGAGAAGCAUCAAGGAACUCUUCCUCAAAAACAACAAUCUCCAGGUCCUGUCCCAAGGCUCAUUGUCUGGACUUGGGCAACUUGAGGUCCUCAGCCUCAGCGGUAACCUUCUAGAUUUGCUCCCGAGUGAAAUCCUGAGCCUCAGGGAGCUCAGCAAACUGGAGUUGGACAAUAACCGCCUCCACCUCCUGUCUCCUGGAUUUCUGGCCAGGUUUGAGAAGCUGCUUCUGUUGGAGUUGAGUCGCAAUGAGUUGACGGAGGUUCCUGUGGGUGUCUUUGCUAACCUGCGGGACCUAACUCACUUGUACUUGAGUUAUAAUAAUCUGACAGCUCUCCCCUCCACCACCUUCCAAGACCUGGGGAACCUGACUAUGUUAAGUCUCUACAACAACCGCUUGGUCACUUUGCCGGGCCUGCUGUUCGAUGACCUGGGCAACUUGAUGGAAGUCCACUUAGACAAUAAUCUUCUCUCCUCUCUGCCACCCGAACUGUUUCACAACCAGCUGGAACUGCGCGACCUGCACCUAGCCAACAACGCCCUGACCAGUCUACCUGAGGACAUCUUCGACAAUCUGACGAACCUCAGGUUCUUGUCCCUCAGCGGCAACCGUCUCCAGGCCAUUGCCACCGGAACCUUCCAGAACCUGGGGCAGCUGCGGGAGCUGGAGUUGGAGGAAAACAGAUUGAAUGAGUUGCCUGGGAAGAUCUUUGACCACUUGUCAAAGCUCCGAGUCCUCCACUUAGACCAAAACAGUUUGGAUGUUCUCCCUCAAGGCAUCUUCCAAUAUCUGGUCAACUUGAAGGACCUCCAACUCAAUAACAAUUUCUUCUUCCAAAUCUUGCCUGGAACCUUCUCUGGCUUGGAGAAGCUGAAGGAACUCCACCUGGACAACAACUGGCUAGUGAGUUUGGAGCCGGAUACGUUUGUUGGCUUGAGGAACAUCCAACAUAUCCACCUGCAGUUUAACCGUCUCUCCCACUUGCCCCCACAUCUCUUGGCCGGGAUGAGAAGGUUGACAAGACUCCAACUCCAUAACAACUAUCUCACAUCGUUGCCUCACGAGAUCUUCCAGUCACAGCAGAACCUCAAAGAACUGCACCUGGAUAGGAACCUCAUCGCGUCCUUGCCGUUGGACAUCUUCGAUCACCUUCGUCAGUUGACCCUGCUCCAUCUGAACUUCAACAGACUCAAGAGCAUCCAUCAGGGCACCUUCGAUGGGUUGUUGAGUCUCAACAAAGUCUAUUUGGAUCACAAUCCCUGGGAGUGUCAUUGUCCAGCCAUCGUGUAUCUCAGUCAUUGGCUGGAGAAGCAUUCCAAUACAGUCCAAGGAAGUGUAGAAUGUUCCUCAGAUCGAUCCCCAGUUGCAGGCCAAUGUAACAUCUCCUCAAACCACCCCUUCACUUCCCCCGAGAAAGGACACAUUUUCUGUUGCUUGCUUUUUCUCAUGGUUUUUAAAUGAUAAUCUUUGUGUUAGAUAUAGAGUUUACAGCAAUAAUAAUAAUAAUAGUCCAUGUUUAGAUGCAGUGUUUACAGCAAUAAUCCGUGCCUUUGAUACAGAGCCUUAUCAUGUUGUUGA